GCCGCUGCCGGAGGAUCGUUUUAAAGGGCCCGCGAGCCGCCGCCCCCUCGGCCCGCCAUGCUGCUCCCUGUGCCGCUGCUGCUCGGCCUGCUCGGCCUGGCCGCCGCCGAGCCCGUCGUCUACUUCAAGGAGCAGUUUCUGGACGGAGAUGGGUGGACCGAGCGCUGGAUCGAAUCCAAACACAAGUCCGAUUUUGGCAAAUUCGUCCUCAGUUCGGGCAAGUUCUACGGCGAUCAGGAGAAAGAUAAAGGGCUGCAGACCAGCCAGGACGCCCGCUUCUACGCCCUGUCGGCCCGAUUCGAGCCGUUCAGCAACAAGGGCCAGCCACUGGUGGUGCAGUUCACCGUGAAACACGAGCAGAACAUUGACUGCGGGGGCGGCUACGUGAAGCUGUUUCCGGCCGGCCUGGACCAGAAGGACAUGCACGGGGACUCUGAGUACAACAUCAUGUUUGGUCCUGACAUCUGUGGCCCCGGCACCAAGAAGGUUCACGUCAUCUUCAACUACAAGGGCAAGAACGUGCUGAUCAACAAGGACAUCCGUUGCAAGGACGACGAGUUCACACACCUGUACCUGAUCGUGCGGCCGGACAACACGUAUGAGGUGAAGAUUGACAACAGCCAGGUGGAGUCGGGCUCCCUGGAGGAUGACUGGGACUUCCUACCCCCCAAGAAGAUAAAGGACCCAGAUGCCUCGAAGCCCGAAGACUGGGACGAGCGGGCCAAGAUCGACGACCCCACGGACUCCAAGCCCGAGGACUGGGACAAGCCCGAGCACAUCCCCGACCCGGACGCGAAGAAGCCCGAAGACUGGGACGAAGAAAUGGACGGAGAGUGGGAGCCGCCGGUGAUUCAGAACCCCGAGUACAAGGGUGAGUGGAAGCCGCGGCAGAUCGACAACCCCGAUUACAAAGGCACCUGGAUCCACCCCGAAAUCGACAACCCCGAGUACUCGCCCGACGCUAACAUCUAUGCCUACGACAGCUUUGCCGUGCUGGGCUUGGACCUCUGGCAGGUCAAGUCGGGCACCAUCUUCGACAACUUCCUCAUCACCAACGAUGAGGCGUACGCCGAGGAGUUUGGCAACGAGACGUGGGGCGUCACCAAGACGGCCGAGAAGCAGAUGAAAGACAAGCAGGACGAGGAGCAGCGGCUGAAGGAGGAGGAGGAGGAGAAGAAGCGGAAGGAGGAGGAGGAGGCCGAGGAGGACGAGGAGGACAAGGACGACAAGGAGGACGAGGAUGAGGACGAGGAGGACAAGGACGAGGAGGAGGAGGAGGCGGCCGCCGGCCAGGCCAAGGACGAGCUGUAGAGAGGCCUCCAGGGCCGCCCGAGCCCUGAGCGCUCGCGCCGCAGAGCCAAAUAAUGUCUCUAUGAGACUCGAACUUUCUCCCCCACCUCUCCCAGGCAGGUUCAGAUUCGGGGUGGGUUAUUUUGGUUUUGUCCCCCCUCCCCCCAUUUUUUUUUUUUUUUACUGGCGUUUGAUCUUUGAUUCUCCCCGUAAAGCCCCCUCCCCGUCUCUCUCAAUCAGCAUCUUCCCCUUCCUCCCUGGGUGCCCUGCUCUUUCCCUCAGAUGUGUUAGGCCACCCUCUGUAACCCCCAGGAGUGGGGAGCGGUGUGGAGACGAAGCCCCCCCAGGCUGGAGCCUCCCGGGGAGGGGUGGGGGUGGGGGGAGAUGGCAGGAGAAAGAGGGGGACGCCUCCGGCCACCCCCCUCAGCCUGCACUGAGGAGGAAGUAGGCUCCCGCCCCCUUGUCCCCCAGGACCGGGCCACUUGCUGGGUGGGGGCAGUGGGUUCCAGCUCGGCUCACACUGCGAAUGUAAGAACUUCAAACAAAAUUUCUAUUAAAUUAAGUUUUGUGUC
Molecule: messenger RNA, 1862 nt
Organism: Oryctolagus cuniculus (rabbit)
Lineage: Eukaryota; Metazoa; Chordata; Mammalia; Lagomorpha; Leporidae
Gene: CALR
Product: calreticulin
Biological process (GO): ERAD pathway; protein folding
Cellular component (GO): endoplasmic reticulum membrane; endoplasmic reticulum
Molecular function (GO): calcium ion binding
Source: RefSeq, marked validated